AUGGAUCAUGGGACCGUCGUCGAGCUGAGCAACACCCAUCAAGUCAAUCACCGCUUUGAUGUCAUCAUGAACCAUCGAACAACGACAAACCCGAACGUUACGGUUGCAUUCGACAUGGAAUGGCCAGUCAAUUUGGAGACGGGAAUCCACGUGGCAUAUCAAAAUACUGUCUAUCUAAUUAAGACUGCUCCGUUUCUCGAAAAUGGUGUCAUCAAGCUCCCACACUCCCUCCUCGUGUUUUUGCGUUCGCCACUGUUUAAGAAAGUUGGUGUUUCAGUCGGAGCUGACUUCAAGCGGCUGCAGAAUGACUGCGGGAUGCAUCAUGGUGCAGCAUCGGAUGAACCGUUUGCAGGACACGUGGAGCUGGGAGCAAUGGCUAAGGAGCGUGGUGCUACCGUGAAGAGGACUGUGGGGCUUGCUGAACUCGUCGGAAUACUUCUCGGCAGGCACCUACCGAAGGACCCCCAAGUCCGUGUUAGCCCUCGGUGCAUUUACAGCUCGCGGGGAUGGACAUUGCCCAGCCUGUUGUGGCCACCACCCCUAGUGGGACUGCAAUUGCACUCCUGGCACCUGACGGACAGGAGGUGGCUCACGGAAUUGUGGCCCUCGAACGUCCUCCUGCCCUCGAUGGUGUUGACGUGUCACCGAAACGAGUCGUGA
This is a messenger RNA of Suillus clintonianus, 660 nucleotides long. RefSeq lists its product as uncharacterized. NCBI's taxonomy places the organism in Eukaryota, Fungi, Basidiomycota, Agaricomycetes, Boletales, Suillaceae. Bases 1 to 660 code for a protein of 219 amino acids. The record is from RefSeq and is a predicted model, not a curated record. The transcript is spliced from 4 exons. Gene Ontology annotation, molecular function: nucleic acid binding.